AAAAUAAUGAAUUAAGCAAAAAAUUUAGUAUUAUUUCCUCCGCAGUGGUGUUGCUAUAAGCGCCGCCGUCGACCACCCAUGUAUCCGCCGUCGACUACCACAGCGCCACCGCUCUCUUCGGUGAACCCCGCCCUCCCAACCCACUUCUCCCACCAAUACCACACACUUUUCUCCCAGCGUCACACUUUUCCACUGAUUUUCAACCCCAAAAAGAGUCCUUUUAAUCGUGGCCUGCAAUUGAGGCUCGUGUUAGGGCCCGCUUUUGCUUCAAUUUCGGGAUAUCCAUAUGAGGAAAGUGAAAGCAGCGCCUAUGAUCCAGAGCUACGGAGAGUGCUUGAGCUCGCGUCUGAUUCUGAAUUAUAUGAACUUGAAAGGAUUUUAUUUGGGCGAAGUUUCUUCAGUCCACUGUUGAAGUCAGUUUUGAAAAGGGAUGAAAUUGACCAUUUUAUGACCGGAGAAGAUCCGGAUGAGAGGGAAGAUUAUAUCUCGAUGCUUGAAUCUCGAUUUUUCUUUCUCGCUGCUGAUGCACGGUCAACAUUGAGGGGCUGGAGGCCGUCGUAUAGAAGUGUAUUGCUUGGAGUAAGGAAAAAGUUAAAAGUUCCUUGUUCAGCUAAAUUAUCGGCUGAAGAUCUAGAAGUCGAGAUUUUCCUUCAUCUCUUACAUGAAUAUUCGAGUAAAGAACAAGAAAACUUUUCAAGCUCAAAAGUAAGCUCAAAAAAUGAUGGGCCUAACUCUCUCGAGCAAGGACUCAGCAGCUGGAAGGUGCAGAAACUUGCAGCUCUUGGGAUUGGAGCAACAGAUAUCCGCUCAAUUAUAUUAAAGGGUGGUGGGAUGCUUACAUUGGAGAAACUGUUGGAAUUGUUAGGAGGGAAUGUUUCGGUGGAAGCUGCCAAAUAUACGAUGAAGAAAGAAUUAAUCAGAAAGGGUGGGCAGUUGGCGGCUAUCAACUUGGAAUCUGGAGUGGCCUUUCUUGCUGCUAGACAGGGUCUAAAAGCUGCUGCGGCUCGGUAUUUGGGGCUCAGGAGUAUAACACAGUUAUUUGGCCCACUCAUGUGGGGUACCCUGUUGGCGGAUGUUUUCAUUCAAAUGCUCGGAACUGAUUAUGCACGGAUCUUGCGAGCCAUAUACGCAAUAGCUCAGAUUCGGAUAUAUCGCUCUACACACGACAAAAGCUAAUAUAACGUGAGAAGCCUCGUAUGUCAGCGCGCUUUCUAAGCUCUCCGGAAAGGUACUGCCUCGACAUCUUGGAGCUUAAGCUUCUUCAGACCCAAGGACUCGUUCAGAUGGGAAAAUAUGUUUUACUUUUGUUCCAAUAUCUCUCUGAUUGUACAUAAACUGCGGUAGGGAAAAGUGUUUGUUUGUGUAUAGGAAAUUUUUAUUUGUGUGACAUUAUGCUUAAGUUACAAAAGAUUCAAUUUUCAUCAAA
Molecule: messenger RNA, 1426 nt
Organism: Salvia splendens (bonfire salvia)
Lineage: Eukaryota; Viridiplantae; Streptophyta; Magnoliopsida; Lamiales; Lamiaceae
Exons: 12
Coding region: 79-1176 (365 amino acids)
Source: RefSeq, a predicted model, not a curated record